CUCAGCUUUUCCAGCGACUUCUAAGGGGGGGGUAAGAGAGGAAACUCCCCUCCCCGCCUCACUGUGUCCCUUCUGUCGCCAUAUUCUCCAUGCAGAUCUCCAGCAAGCAGCACCCCGACUCAGGGCAGCACGAAACUUCAACACCCCCUAAAAAAUCCAGGGGAGCACCUUCCAGGAGCUGCAGGGCAAGAUGACUAACGUGUCGUAUCACAUCUCUAACCUCCUGGAGAAGAUGACAUCCACUGACAAAGAUUUUAGAUUUAUGGCCACCAAUGACCUGAUGAUGGAACUGCAGAAGGAUUCCAUAAAGCUGGAUGAAGACAGUGAGAAGAAAGUUGUGAAAAUGCUUUUAAAACUGCUUGAGGACAAAAACGGGGAGGUGCAGAACUUGGCUGUCAAGUGUUUGGGCCCUUUGGUCAGCAAAGUGAAAGAAUAUCAGGUAGAAACUAUUGUGGACUCUCUGUGUACAAACAUGUUAUCAGACAAGGAACAACUUCGGGAUAUCUCCAGCAUUGGUCUGAAAACAGUCAUCUCAGAGCUGCCUCCAGCAUCUACAGGUUCCACCAUGACAGCCAAUGUGUGCAAAAAGAUCACGGCCCAGCUAACUGGAGCCAUUGGGAAACAAGAGGAUGUAUCUGUGCAGUUAGAGGCUCUUGACAUCCUGUCAGAUAUGUUGAGCAGGUUAGGGGGGAUGCUUUACACUUUUCAUUCCUCCAUCCUGAACUGCCUCCUUCCUCAGCUCACAAGCCCCAGAUUGGCUGUGCGUAAGAGAGCCAUCAUUGCUCUAGGCUAUCUGGUUUUGACUUGCAAUGGGAAUAUCUUCUCAGAACUCAUGGAGCACUUGCUAGCUGAACUGAAGAGGAAUGAGUCUACUUCUACCACAAGAACGUACAUUCAGUGUAUCGCGGGUAUCAGCAGGCAGGCUGGGCACCGCACAGGAGAAUAUCUGGAGAAGAUCAUCCCAUUAGUUGUUAGUUACUGUAACGUGGAAGAUGAUGAGCUGAGGGAAUACUGCUUUCAGGCCUUCGAGUCUUUUGUGAGAAGGUGUCCAAAGGAAAUUGGCCCUCACAUCCCUAGUGUGAUGGGAUUGUGCCUGAAGUACAUUACUUAUGACCCAAAUUACAACUAUGACAAUGAGGAGGAGGAGGAAGAGGAGGAAAUGAUGGAAACUGAAAAUGGGGAGGAUGAAGACCAAGAGAGUGAUGACGAGUACAGCGAUGACGAUGACAUUAGCUGGAAAGUUCGCAGGUCUGCAGCUAAGUGCCUGGAAGCCAUUGUCAGUACCCGGCACGACCUCCUCCAGGAUUUCUACAAGACUCUAUCCCCGGUUUUGAUUGGCAGAUUCAAGGAAAGAGAGGAGAAUGUCAAAGCCGACAUCUUCUGUGCAUAUAUCUCUUUGCUGAAGCAAACCCAGCCCAUACAGAGCUGGCUACAUGCUUCAGAUGCAGGAGGCAAGGAAGAGAUACCCCUCACCAUGCUUAAGAACCAGGUUCCAAACAUCAUCAAGGCCUUGCACAAGCAGCUCAAAGAGAAAAGCAUCAAAUCGAGGCAAGGGUGCUUCAGUCUCCUUACAGAACUGGCCAAUGUUCUUCCUGGCUGCCUGGCAGAUCACAUCCCGGCGUUAAUGUCUGGUAUUAUUUUCUCCUUGGCUGAUAAAUCCAGCUCCUCCAGCAUGAGGAUUGAUACACUGUCUUUCCUUCAUGUUCUUCUCUGCAAUCACCAACCAGAAGUGUUUCAUCCCCAUAUUAAGGCACUGCUACCUCCAGUUGUGACCUGUAUUGGAGACCCCUUUUAUAAGAUCACAUCAGAAGCUUUGCUGGUCACUCAGCAGCUUGUGAAAGUUAUUCGGCCCUUGGACAAAUCUUGUGCAUUUGAUGCCAAGCCCUAUGUGAAAGACCUUUUUUCUGGUACUCUAAAGAGAUUGAAAGCUGCUGAUAUUGAUCAGGAGGUGAAAGAACGGGCUAUCUCUUGCAUGGGACAAAUCGUCUGCAAUCUUGGAGACCAUUUAAGUGGUGAUCUCCCGCCAACCUUGAAGAUUUUUCUAGAAAGGCUGAAAAAUGAAAUAACCAGACUAACAACCGUCAAAGCAUUAACCUUAAUUGCUAGUUCUCCACUGAAGAUAGACUUAAGGCCUAUUCUAGGGGAAGGAUUCCCCAUUCUAGCUUCCUUCUUGAGAAAGAAUCAACGUGCCUUGAAACUGAGCACUCUGACAGCUCUGGACAUAUUAAUUAAGAACUACAGUGAUAGCCUCAAGCCUGCUAUGGUUGAGUCUGUGCUGACAGAGCUUCCUGCUUUAAUUAGUGAGAAUGAUUUGCAUGUUUCUCAGGUGGCUAUCGUGUUCCUUACUACCUUAGCUAAGGUUUAUCCAGCUUCCUUAUCCAAGAUAAGUGGGUCAGUUCUUUGUGAACUCUUUCAGCUUGUCCAUUCCCCUUUGCUACAAGGAGGAGCACUGAACGCCAUAAUAGACUUCUUUCAAGCUUUGGUUAUAACAAAGACAGCCAGCAUGGGUUAUGCAGAGCUGAUGAAACAGCUAACGAGCCCCAUAUACUCAAGUCCUGGUGGGGCAGCUGUGACUUUACAUAAACAAGCCUAUUACUCUGUAGCAAAGUGUGUGGCAGCCCUUUCAUCAGCAUGUCCAAAAGAAGCCACCAGGGUAGCGAGCCAGUUUAUUCAAGAUGUGAAGAACCCCAAGUCCAGUGCUGCUGUUAAAAUGCUAGCCUUCCUUUCGCUGGCAGAGAUGGGUCGCACCAUGAACCUAAGUGCUCAGAAGGAGCUCAAAACAGUAAUACUGGAAGCAUUUGCUUCUCCUAGCGAAGAGGUGAAAUCAGCAGCUUCCUAUGCUCUGGGGAACAUCAGUGCUGGAAAUCUUAAGGAAUAUCUUCCCUUUAUGCUGAAAGAAAUUGGAAGCCAGCCCAAGAGACAAUACUUACUACUCCAUUCUCUAAAAGAAGUCAUCAGCUCCUCCCCAGCAGAUGGCCUCAAACCUUAUGUGGAAGACAUUUGGGCUCUGCUUUUCAAUCAUUGCGAGUGCACAGAGGAGGGGACACGAAAUGUAGUUGCCGAAUGCUUGGGAAAACUGGCCCUAGUGAAUCCGUCCCAGCUGCUGCCCAGGCUGAAAAAGCAGCUGUCAUCAGGUUCCCCACAUGCACGAAGUACUGUAGUAACCGCAAUCAAAUUCACUAUUUCAGAUCAGCCACAGCCUAUUGACUUACUUCUGAAAGGUUGCAUAGGUGACUUCUUAAAGACUCUUCAGGAUCCUGACUUGAAUGUUCGACGUGUUGCUUUAGCCAUGUUUAAUUCUGCUGCUCACAAUAAGCCUUCUUUAAUCCGAGACAUGCUAAACACUGUCCUACCCCACUUAUACAAUGAAACUAAAAUCAGAAGGGAACUGAUACGGGAGGUAGAAAUGGGACCGUUCAAGCACACAGUGGAUGAUGGUCUUGAUGUGAGGAAAGCUGCCUUCGAGUGCAUGUAUUCACUGUUGGAAAGCUGCCUUGACCGACUGGACAUCUAUGAAUAUUUGAACCAUGUGGAGGAUGGACUUAAGGAUCAUUAUGACAUUAGGAUGUUGACUUUCAUCAUGCUGGCUCGACUCUCCACGCUGUGUCCUAAUGCAAUUCUACAAAGGCUAGAGCGAUUGAUUGAACCCCUGCGGGCAACUUGCUCUACUAAGGUAAAAGCUGGUUCAGUGAAACAGGAAUUUGAAAAGCAGGAUGAACUGAAACGGUCAGCAAUGAGGGCAGUAGCUGCUCUACUAACCAUCCCAGAAGUAGAGAAAAGUCCAGUGAUGGCUGAAUUUUCUUCUCAAAUCAGAGCCAAUCCUGAAAUGGCUUCACUCUAUGAAAGUAUUCAGAAGGAUUCAGCUUCAUUACCUACCACAGAAUCAAUGGACAUGAAUUAAAGUUCUCUGUAUCCUUCCCCUAUCCCUUUCCUCCCCCCACAACACCUAUAAGUGAAACAGAUGCUGCAUAGGCAGCCAGAAGAAUCUCUCAAAGCUAACCUCAGCUUAAAAAAAAAAGGUUUAUGCUGUUUAAGAAAAUGACAGCUAGGUCAGCUACAUGAGUCAGACUUCUGAUUAAAUAAGUUGGCAAUGAGACUAAGGUUAAAAGGGCUGUGUGCUGCAGAGGGAGUGAAAAACAAGUAUAUUAAAUUAUUCAGCAUGUUAUUAAAGGGCUUAAGUGAGGCCAUCUGAAUUUACUAUUACAAUUCAUGACUGAAGAAUAGAAACUGUCACUUGGAAGUUUCCCACCUUUGUAGCAUUUCUUGCACUACCAUUUUGAAUAAGGACAGUAGUUUAAAGGCAACUUAGUUUUCAUUUUUGCCAUUACACAUGCAUUUCUAUCCAAAAUAACUUGUCUGCAGAAGGUCUUUCUACCUUUUUCACUAGACUACACUAUUUUAAAAAUUAAGAGCAAAUGUCCUGAAACUCAGAACCAGUUAAGGGGCAGUACCACAGCCGUUUUCAAAAUUAAAAGACACCCCACACUAAGAUAUUAGCUAAUGUUCACUAUAAACUGCACUUGAGCAGAAUUUAUCUUUUGAGCUUUACUAGUUUUCAGUGUAGCUAAAUUCUUAAUUGAUAUUCUAGGAAUUUAUGGCAGCAAAAGGCAAAUAAAGCUCACUCUUGAUUUUUCUUAAGUUUGACCGGAUAAAGUAACGAAGUGAGUGUCUUCCAAAAUAGAAUGGCAUCUGUUUGAAAUUGUAAUUUUAAUUUUCCACAGAAAGUAUUUCUUUAAUCUUUUUAUAUCUACAGAAGCUUUUUCCUGUAUUAAGUUGCCAGCAGUGUUACAUUGGCUAAUGAGACUUGUGGUUGUGACUGUCCGAUACCAAAGCAUUGAUGUAUUCCAAACUGUAGUCAUUAGAACUAAAAUACAGCACAUGGCUGUAGAAGAGACCUGCCUUCAGUAUUCUGGUAUCACAUAUCUAGUAAAAUAGUAUAAGGCAACUACUAAGUUGCAUGAAUGUAAAUGAGCUCUUUUGCACACCAUACUACAACUUAGUGUCACUCAUUGUCUUGCUCAAAUCCUGCCCUGCACAGGGAAAAUUUUGUAACAGGAAUGACAGAUGGAGUAAUGGCAAACCAGAGAAUGAAGCCAUAACACUUCUUGCAGACAAGGAUUUGUAAUCUUUCAUUUCAGGUUGCUUCCUGUUUUUGACUGAGUGGUUAGCGUGAAACAUUUUAACUGUCCUGUUUAUAGUGCAGAGUGAGAGACCUUUCCACUUGGUAUGAGUGGCAUCCUAGGAAAAUAAAGAUGUAUUUUUGAAGCUGUA
This is a messenger RNA of Gopherus evgoodei (Goodes thornscrub tortoise), 5271 nucleotides long. Its product is annotated as cullin-associated NEDD8-dissociated protein 1-like. Gene Ontology annotation, cellular component: nucleus. NCBI's taxonomy places the organism in Eukaryota, Metazoa, Chordata, Testudines, Testudinidae. Gene Ontology annotation, biological process: SCF complex assembly; protein ubiquitination. The record is from RefSeq and is a predicted model, not a curated record. The transcript is spliced from 15 exons. The coding region runs from base 191 to 3901 and encodes 1236 amino acids.